UCUGACCGAUCAUUACCCUGCAACGAUAGCAGAGAGAAGUCAGCCAGUCGUGUCUCUCUCCGAGGCCGGAUGGUAAAAUCCAACCUCCAGCGGAUACUAAACAGUCAUUGCUUUGCUCGUGAGAAGGAAGGAAAACAGCUGUCUAUUAUUACCAUGGCGAAUUUAAAUAGUGGUAUCUGUGACAUGAUUGGGAACCUGUCCCUGCACUGUAGUAGUACCCGCGGCCCGGGGCCUCUGUGGUGCUCCUGAUGUCCCUCUCCCACCCCUGAAGAUCCCAGGUGGGCGAGGGAAUGGCACACGGGAUCACGCUCCUUCAGCUCGGCCGCUCUACGCAGACCGAAAGUUGACUGUAACUGAAGAGCCGGCAUGUAAUGGGCGUCCUAGGAUACUCCACUUCCAAAGUCGUCCCACAGUUUCCAAGACAAUACAGUGGGAUGCUGUCCUAAGCAGUGGUGCACUCUAUGUGGAGAUACCUCUGGACCCUCUUCCUGAAGGCAGCAAGGAGAGUUUUGCCGCUCUCCUGGAGUAUGCUGAAGAACAUCUGAAAGUCGUUAGCGUGUUUGUCUGCUUUUACAAGAACAGAGAUGAUCGUGCUAAACUGGUUCGUACCUUCAGUUUUCUGGGCUUUGAGAUUGUGAAACCGGGCCAUGCCCUCAUCCCACCUCGACCUGACGUUUUCUUCAUGGCCUACAGUUUUGACCGGGACUCAUCGGAUGAUGAGUAGCCGUGUUGACAGCUUCAUUGCUUUUUUUUGUGCUUUUUUCAAAGCUCCCCACCACAGAUGCAGCUUGCGACCCACACAGCAAUUUGUGUUAAACCCUGGGCUGUAGAUCUAUAUGCAAGUACUUACGCAUUUCUUUGUGUUUAAGGGAAUACACGAGCUGCAUAUGCUCAUGUUUCCAGCAUCUAUUCAUGUGUUAAACUAUCACUGAAGAUUGAUUGAUGUUGUCUCCUAAAAGACAUUCUUUGGUUCUUAAAAUCAUACCGCAGUUGUUACAGCUAGUCAGUUCUAUUUGGCUCCUCCCAUUUCUUGAAUGUACAACAAUAAGGUGAUCAGGUUUGAACUCGGGUACUCCAGCUUUCUCUUUUCAUUGGCUAAAUUUGAGCUUAAAUAUUUUGUUUUUAAACUAAAUUACAAAUCAACGGGACCAGUUUAGUUUUGUAGCCCCAGUGUCCUCGUAUUGGAUUUUUUUUUUUUUCUCAAGUUUUAACUGUAAGCAGCAGCCCCAAUAAUUGGUACUUCCUAGUUGAAUAGUUAAAGUUAAGACUAGAAGUGGAAAGAAAAGAUGGAUGCUAUCGCAUGUGUCUGACAUAGGCGGUUCAGUUUAAAGAUCUUGAGUGUAAUGGUACAAAGUGUAAGGACAGUGAAUAAUCCAAAGUGCUUUUUGUUAAUUUCUGAUGCUUAUGUUUGACAGUAUUGUGGAAUUUAUGUUUUGGAGUUUGGAAAAAAUGCUGUGACAUUGGAUUUGUCUUUUUUUUUUUUUCUUCUUCUUGGAAGUAGCAUUCCUCUAACUUUGUUUUCAUGGUAGUAUUUUAUAUGUUGUUCACCUGCAUAGUGGUACCUGUUGUGCUUCUGUGAUAAUAAAACAACAAAAAACAGUUCUGUCUCUUUUCUACUGGAGAUGCAUGAAGUCCAUACCCGUUACAUGUGUUUAAAUCAGGGCGAAUUCUUCUGAAAUGUCAUCUGCUGCUUGGACAGAUCAAUCUGAGAUGGGGGAAACGCUUACCCUCAGGUUUCAGGUCUCUUCUACCACCAGGAGGCUCCACAGGAUUCACAACCAGGGUGUGAGACGUCCCAACAUGCUGCUUAGACACGGUUAUUGUCCUAUUUCUGCCAGAGAAAUUUAAUAAAUAUUCAAAUGCUUGAACAGCACCUUUAGAUUUGUGGGAAAUUAUGUUUAUCCUAAAAUUAAAAACUAUCUGGUUAAUUUGACCUGCAAAAUGUGGAAGAUUCACUUUGUAAACCCAAUAAAUAUCCUAAAGCCACA
This is a messenger RNA of Menidia menidia (Atlantic silverside), 1988 nucleotides long. The record is from the annotation of a GenBank genome assembly. NCBI's taxonomy places the organism in Eukaryota, Metazoa, Chordata, Actinopteri, Atheriniformes, Atherinopsidae.